AUGGAACCUAGAAAAGAUGACGUUCGCUCUGCUGCUCAAAGCUCCAUUCGUGGGUCCUCAAGCUCAGCAUGUACCAGUUAUCCCAUUCCAGAGUACCCUGUUGCAGGCACCGUUAACCCUGUCCUUAAUUAUUCAAUUCAAACUGGGGAGGAGUUCUCUCUUGAAUUCAUGAGAGCUAUACCCAAGAAACAUCCUGUUCCUGGUAUGCCUCAUAAUCAGAAUGUCACAUCCAGUGCUGGUCACAAAGAUUCAAGAGUAAGCCUUGGUGCUCAUCGCACAGGAGGUGAAACUAGAUUUGAUGCAUCGAUAUUUCUGACCUCAGAUAACCAUCAACCAGAUGAGGUUGAAAGAAAACCUUUUUCUGAAAAUGAAAACAGAAGAAGGCACAUGUCAAGUACGUCAGUUCCACGAGUUCCAUCUGGUGGUGGAAGUAGUCAGGGACUGUCCCGUGGCUAUGCUUCUUCUGAGGCUUCCGAAACUUCCAGAAUGAUUAAAAUUCUCUGUAGCUUCGGGGGGAAAAUAUUUCCCCGACCGAGUGAUGGAAAGCUUAGGUAUGUUGGUGGUGAGACCCAUAUAAUUCGGAUUAGUAGGAAUGUUUCCUGGCAGGAGCUUAAACAGAAGACAACUGCCAUAUAUAAUCAACCUCAUGCUAUCAAGUAUCAGUUACCCGGUGAGGAUCUUGAUGCCUUGAUCUCAGUUUCAAAUGACGAAGAUUUGAGAAAUAUGAUGGAAGAAUGUGGUUUGCAUGAUGGAGAUGGGUCCCAGAAGCUUAGGAUAUUCCUUGUUUCUUCUAUUGAAUUUGAUGACAUGAGUUUCAGCCUGGGUAGUAUGGAUAGUGAUUCUGGGAUCCAAUAUGUUGCUGCCAUCAACGGGAUGGAUGGAAUAGCUGUGAAUUCAUCUAGUGGCCAGGGUUUAGUAAAUACAUCCAUGAAUGAACCCGAUCAGUUCAUUAAUCUCAAUUUUGAUAGUAGGCUGACAAACUUAAGCAGAGAUGGUUCAAAUUUGCAUGCAGUGAAUGCGUCUACUUUCAUGCCUCCAGAGAUGCUCUCAAGACCAAUGCCAUCAGCUCUAUACAGUGAUAAUACUGCAAAUUUGCGCUCUUACUAUAGCCAUGGGGUGCAGAAUUUGCAGGGUUCUGAUUACUCUAACCCAGCUACCAGUGAAAGAUUUCAUGAUAGUGAGGGCCAGAGGAUGCAUAAUUUGCAGGGUUCUGAUUACUCUAACCCAGCUACCAUUGAAAGAUUUCAUGACAUUGAGGGCCAGAUAUCUAUUCCUCUAUCUACACCUUCUGAUUAUAGAUAUACGUCCCAGUAUGCACCUUUCUCAGGAACUGCUUCACAGCGAUCUUUUGAUCAACAGUUUUAUCAGGAUGCUCAGACAGAAGCAUCAGUGAAGGAGGAAAAGAGGUUUUCUGGUAACAUGCCUAAUCAAAAUAAUGAACUAGAUUACUUUCAGUCGCUUGAAAAUCUCAGUGGCCAUACGAAGCAUCAUGACUCAUCUGCUUCAAACUAUAUGCAUUCAGGAGCCCCCCCUACUGCUGGUAUUCAAGAAGGUGUGACAUCUUCUCUUCAACCAAGUGACAGUGUCAAGAGCCUAGAGACUUGUUCCAUGCCAAGAGCUAGGUCGACAACACAGGGUUCAGAUAUCAGCGAAGAUGAUCGCCACUCUGGUGGAGCUUUUGCAUCUGGCUGUUCUGACUUUCAGGCUGACGUGAUAGAUCACAGCUAUAAGAAUCCGUCUCCUCACCCUGGGCGAGUUUUUCAUUCUGAGUGGAUUCCUAGGGAGCAAGCAGGCUUUCUGAACCGGCUAUCUAAAUCUGAAGAUUCGCUUAAUCCUGAACUUUUGAUUCGUCAAUCGCAGUCUGGCGUUGCAAGUGAACACAUUGCAGAAAAUAUUGACUCUGCAGAGGGGACUGAAAAACCAAAUUUAGCUGCCCAGGCUAUAAAUCUGAAUGAUCCAGCUGUCGAUGAUAGUCUCAUACAGUUUGAGAAAGGGUUUACCAACACUGUACAUCAAGUUUCUCCAUUUAGUGAACAUCUGCUUGGUGAAAAGAGGUCCUCAGAUGACACGAGCAAUAGAAAUGUGGACAAAGUUAGCCAUGCAGCUGAACAGGUUGCAGCUAAAGGCAAACUUGAUGAGGAAACUUCUCAAGAUGUAGAAACAACUAAUCAGCUGGGUUCUCAUGCUGCUGUGCCACAUCAUAUUAGUUGGGAUGCUCCUAAGCCAACACCGCCAACUGAUUGUGAAUACGAUCCUGUUGUACCAUGUUCCACCAGCUCUGUGGAUGUUUCUCACAAGGAAACUAUUAUCCCAAGCACACAGAAUAGAGACAUUGCUGGUAGUACAGAGAGGACCUCCCCUGACAUUCUUUCUGAUUUCUUUGCAAAUGCUAAUUCUUCAGCACAAAAUCUUGCACAAAAUGAGUUUCCAAAAAAGGAUGAGGCCCAAGAUCUGGCAAAGAUCGAGGAGGGUGUUUAUCCCUUAGAUCACUUAGAGCAUGAUACAACUAAUGUGAAGAAUUUGGCUCCUCAGAGUGAUGCCCCUGUGGAAGUGCCUCCAGUAGCUUCCCGCACCAAUGUUGAUCCUAGCAUUUCACUUCCAGGUUUUGUCUCAUCACAGAUUGACAAUCCAACGACAACGAAGAAUGUUGAAGGGUUCCAAGUUGAUAAUCCUUUUACAAAUAUGCAUGAAAUGAUGCCAUCUCAUCUGGAUUUUGAGGAACAGAAGACUGAAGAGGGUAGGGCUGUUGGACCAGUCAUGGAUGCUUCCUUUAAAGACAAUGAUUUUGAAUACUUGCAGAUUAUCAAGAAUGAAGACCUUGAAGAGCUUAGGGAACUUGGUUCAGGCACAUUUGGAACUGUGUACCAUGGAAAAUGGAGGGGCAGUGAUGUAGCCAUUAAGAGAAUAAAGAAAAGCUGCUUCACAGGACGGUCUUCAGAACUAGAAAGACUAGCGCACGAAUUCUGGCGAGAAGCUGAAAUUCUUUCAAAGCUUCAUCAUCCAAAUGUUGUGGCAUUUUAUGGCGUUGUGAAAGAUGGGCCAGGUGGUACAUUGGCAACCGUGACUGAGUUCAUGGUUAAUGGUUCUCUUCGACAUGUUUUGCAGCGCAAGGACAAAUAUCUCGAUCGUCGUAAGCGGCUUAUCAUAGCAAUGGAUGCUGCAUUUGGCCUGGAAUAUUUGCACUCGAAAAAUAUUGUGCACUUUGACUUGAAGUGUGAUAACUUGCUCGUAAAUCUUAAAGAUCAAUCACGUCCCAUAUGUAAAGUUGGUGACUUUGGCUUGUCCAAAAUAAAAGAAAUACCUUGGUUUCAGGAGGUUGAUGUAUUUUCUUUCGGUAUUGUUAUGUGGGAAAUCCUCACUGGCGAAGAACCAUAUGCCAAUAUGCACUAUGGCGCAAUUAUAGUUAGCACGUGCGUGACUCUUAGAACCUCCUUUGCAGGGGGCAUUGUAAACAACACACUGAGGCCACCUGUGCCAGCUUCAUGUGAUCCGGAGUGGAGAAGGCUCAUGGAGCAGUGCUGGGCUCCAGAUCCGGCACAGCGCCCAGCGUUCACAGAGAUUGCUGGACGGCUUCGCUCCAUGUCAGUUGCAGCAAAUCAGGCGAGGGCAACCAAAUAA
Messenger RNA from Miscanthus lutarioriparius, 3618 nucleotides. The record is from the annotation of a GenBank genome assembly. Lineage: Eukaryota; Viridiplantae; Streptophyta; Magnoliopsida; Poales; Poaceae.